UACAGUCGUAGAUUUCCUUUCUUAAUAUUUUUUAGUCUAAUUUAACUGAUCCGAAAAAAUUAAAACGACAUCAUAUACGCUAUCAAAAUCAUUGUGUGUUAAUGUUUUAAUGUAGGAAGUUAAUUAAUGAUUACAAUUAUUCUAACUUAUUACGAUUUUUUACCAUUUUUAUCCAAUGGAUCACAGCUAUGAUGAAGAUGUUUUAUUAAAUCAAUUUUUGAUAUCUCUUUGCAAAUCAUCAACAGAAACCUUUUUUAAAGCUGUCGAAAAUGGAUGGCCUAUAUGUGUUCCUAGAGAAGGGUCCUUUUUGAAGACUAAAUAUUCUGAAAAGGAUUUUAAUGAUCACAUUUUAAUUCCUAGUAAUUGUUCAGAUGCACAAUUCAAGACAAUUAGUGGACAUGAAGUUUCUGUAGAUAACAGUGUAGUUAAAUGCCAAUAUGACAAUAAAACAAAUACAGUUAACAUAUUAUUUAUUGAAACUUGUUAUACAGAAGAUAAUCAAAGCUAUAAAGUAAUAUGUAUAGAUGGCCCAUUAACAAGUGCUACUAUGUCAGAAGAUAUUAUUAUAAUAAAAUCUGUUCAAGACUGUUUGAAUUUUUUAUAUUCUAAAAAUAACAAACUGUUAUUGAAAGACUUAAGAUGUUUAAUGGAUGAAUUUUUAUUGUCCAAUGAGUUCAGUAACAUGACUAUUGAAAUUCAAAAAAAAUCCAUUUACAUUUUAUAUAAUAAAUGUUUAAAAAAAGCCUGUUAUCAUAUUAGACGAUCUAAUAUUUUUUUUCAAAACAAUUUAAAACUCGCUAUAGAGUAUUAUAUUCAAAACAAACUGUAUGCUGCUUUAAUGAAUAACAUAAAUAUUUUAGUUGCUACAGAAGAUGCUAAGUUAAACAAACUCAUAAGAAAUUAUUCUAGUGCUAUGAUUGACAUAGAAAUAGACCAAAAAGUAGAAGUAGAAAUACCAAAUGCUAGAUGUGAAUUAUCCAAGUUAUAUAUGCAUAAAACUAUUCUUGGAAAAUUUAAAUGUUUGAAAGACACAUUUCUGAAGUUAUCUAAUGGAAACAAAAAUUUUACUGUAGAUAACCUUUUAUGUGCUUUAGUUAAUUUAGUUAUACAUUGUAAAAUACCUAAUUGGAAUGCACAGAUAUAUUUUAUGAAAUAUUUUGUUAUAAACAAUAUUGAAGAAUUUGAUGACAACUUUUAUUUAACCUCAUUAGAAGCAGCUAUUGAACACAUAAAAGUUCAUAAUUUUAAUCUAGAAUUAUUUUCCAAUAUUCAUGAUUCAAAUUGUGAUACAUUUUAUAGUUAUAUUUCUAAAGGAGAAUAUUUUAAAGUUAAAGAAACUAUAGAAUAUGUAAAAAUACAACGAUGUAGCUCAAAAUGUCACCCUUUAUGUGAAUGUGAUUCUUGUAUGAAAGAAAUGUUAAAAGAAUCAGCAGUUUGUGUCAAUUACAAAGAUGAACAAGGUCUUACUCCUCUUCACAUAGCAGCUUUUUAUGGCUAUCCACUUAUUAUUGAAUUACUAUUGGAAUAUGGAUCUGACAUUAAUGCUUUGGAUAAUUUUUCACGAACACCUGCUCAUUAUGCUGCACUCAGGGGACAACAGAAUGCAUUAUUAUUUUUAUUACAUAAUAACGCAUUAAUGAUUGGUGACAAUGAGGGUAAUACUCCAUUACAUUUGUGUUGUUCAAAUGGUCAUGAUGUAUGUGUCAAAGCUUUAUUGUAUUUUAUGGAGUUUUCGGAUUCAAAACUAGAUAUAAAUGUACAAAAUAAUCAGGGUGAUACAUCUUUACAUUUAAGUUUUAAAUGGGGUUAUUCUAGUAUAGUCCAAAUACUGAUUGAACAAUACGCAGAUCCGUUAGUACAUAAUCGUAGAGGUCAAACUUGUUUUGAUUGUGCUCAUAAUACUAAAAUGAUUGAGAUGUUUUCAAACCAUAAGAAGAAUAUUGCAGAUAGAGUGAGAAGAAGUAGUAUUGAAAUUACAUUGCAACAAAAGAAUAUAGGAAAAAUAAUUACUGCUAUAACUGAUGGUGACAUACGUUUAAUACAACAUUAUUUGGGCAUUGAUGAUGAAAAUCAAAAUGUAAACAAUUUUGUUGAUAUAAAUUGUACGAAUAGUAAAGGUUUUACUCCUCUUCACAUAGCAGCAAUCUAUGGCCAAACUAACAUUAUCAAACUGUUAAUUGGCUAUGGAGCAAAUGUUAAUUAUUUAACAAAUUCUGAACAGUAUACUGCAUUACAUUUGGCUGUACAACAUAAAAUGACUGAUGCAAUUGAUGUUUUAUUAGAUUCUAAAAAAUGUGAUCUCAACAAACAGGAUAUAUAUGGAAAUAGUGCUCUACAUUAUGCAUGUUUAACUGGUGAUGCUAAUAUAAUAAAUAAGCUACUCAAACGUGGUGCUGACUACGGAGUGAUCAAUAACAAAUUCACAAGUGCAUUAGAUCUUUUAAACAAAAAUCCAGAGUUAAGGAAUUUGAUUUCUACUACAAAAAAAAACAACCUGAUAUAUGUCUAA
This is a messenger RNA of Sipha flava (yellow sugarcane aphid), 2509 nucleotides long. RefSeq names its product ankyrin repeat domain-containing protein 27-like. Gene Ontology annotation, cellular component: tubular endosome; neuron projection; transport vesicle. The transcript is spliced from 4 exons. Gene Ontology annotation, molecular function: guanyl-nucleotide exchange factor activity; SNARE binding. NCBI's taxonomy places the organism in Eukaryota, Metazoa, Arthropoda, Insecta, Hemiptera, Aphididae. The record is from RefSeq and is a predicted model, not a curated record. Gene Ontology annotation, biological process: neuron projection morphogenesis; early endosome to late endosome transport. The coding region runs from base 176 to 2509 and encodes 777 amino acids.